Messenger RNA from Exophiala spinifera, 1626 nucleotides. RefSeq lists its product as uncharacterized. The record is from RefSeq and is a predicted model, not a curated record. NCBI's taxonomy places the organism in Eukaryota, Fungi, Ascomycota, Eurotiomycetes, Chaetothyriales, Herpotrichiellaceae. Bases 1 to 1626 code for a protein of 541 amino acids. Gene Ontology annotation, molecular function: serine-type carboxypeptidase activity. The transcript has a single exon. Gene Ontology annotation, cellular component: fungal-type vacuole. Gene Ontology annotation, biological process: proteolysis.
AUGAAGUCUCUCGCUGCUGCCCUGGUGGCAGGUGUUGCUUCGGCCGCUGUUACGCAGCAACCGAUGCAACUCCCCAAAUCGUUCUCAGCUGCGGCAAAGGAUGCGUUCGACAACCAGAUGCAUCACCUCAAGGAUGCUCUCAGGGGUCUCACUGCUGAGGCGGCUUCCGUCUGGGACGAAGUAGCUGCUCUCUAUCCCGAAGCCAUGAGCGAAGCAAGCUUCUUUUCCCUACCCAAGAAGCACACCCGCCGCCCCGACCACGAAUGGGACCAUAUCGUGCGUGGUGCAGAUAUCCAGAAGGUCUGGAUCCAGAACGAGAAAGGAGAACAAGAGCGCCGGAUUGAUGGCAAGCUUGAUACAUAUGACCUCCGUGUCAAGUCGGUUGAUCCCAGCUCCCUCGGCGUUGACACCGUCAAGCAAUACUCUGGAUACCUGGAUGACAACGAGAACGACAAGCACUUAUUCUACUGGUUCUUCGAGUCACGAAACGACCCGAAGAAUGAUCCAGUUGUCUUGUGGCUUAACGGCGGACCGGGAUGCUCCUCUUUGACCGGUCUGUUCCUCGAACUGGGUCCAUCCAGCAUUAACGAAAAGAUCCAGCUCGUCUCAAACCCGUACUCGUGGAACGAUAAUGCCAGCGUCAUCUUCCUAGACCAGCCUGUCAACGUCGGUUACUCGUACUCGAGCGGCAGCGUCUCCAAUACUGUUGCUGCUGGAAAGGAUGUGUAUGCUCUUCUUACGCUCUUCUUCGAACAGUUUCCAGAGUACGCGCACCAAGAUUUCCACAUCGCGGGUGAAUCGUAUGCUGGACAUUACAUUCCCGUGUUUGCGGCUGAAAUCAUGUCACACAAGAAAAAGAACAUCAAUCUCAAGUCUCUCUUGAUCGGGAACGGCCUUACUGAUGGACUGACUCAAUAUGAGUACUACCGACCAAUGGCUUGUGGUGAUGGUGGCUGGCCUGCCGUUCUCGAUCCUCAGUCGUGCGAAGCGAUGGAUAAUGCCCUUCCUCGAUGCUUGUCUUUGAUCCAAAACUGCUACGACAGCGAGAGUGUGUGGUCCUGCGUUCCGGCUAGCAUCUAUUGCAACAAUGCUCUCCUUGCACCUUAUCAGCGAACUGGGCAGAAUGUCUAUGAUGUCCGUGGCAAGUGCAAGGAUAGCAGCAAUCUGUGCUACCCGGAACUCGGCUAUAUCAGUCAAUGGCUUAACAAGGAGUCUGUCAUGAAAGCCCUCGGCGUUGAAGUCAGUGGAUACGACUCCUGCAACUUCGACAUCAACCGCAACUUCCUCUUCCAGGGCGACUGGAUGAAGCCAUACCAUCGUCUUGUGCCUGACCUCAUUGCCGAAAUGCCUGUACUUAUUUAUGCUGGCGACGCCGAUUUUAUCUGCAAUUGGCUGGGCAAUAAGGCAUGGAGUGAAGCUCUCGAGUACCCAGAUCACAAGAAGUUUGCUGCUACAGAGAUGAAGGAUCUUCGCCUUGAUGGCAAUGGUCGCAAGAUUGGCGAGGUCAAAUCCCAUGGCAAUUUUACCUUCAUGAGGAUCCACGCUGGAGGCCACAUGGUACCUCUUGAUCAGCCCGAGGCCAGCUUGGAGUUCUUCAACCGAUGGCUGUCCGGAGAGUGGUUCUAG